UUUCACCUAUAAAAGAGAGGAAAUGAAAGUAAUAUUGUCAUUAUCAGUUUGUGUUAAAUUUCCCCUGAGUGAAAUGACAUACUAUUUUGUCAAAUCCUAGCUCCACAAUUGAAUAUUUGGUAAUCCACUCUUCCAGUUAGUUCUUUGCACUUUCUCCUGUAGGAGUGGCAGAAGAAAAACAGACAAGCAACUGAAGAAUGAAAAACCAUACAGAAAUAACUGAGUUUCUCCUCCUGGGACUGUCAGAUGACCCACAGCUUCAGGUUGUGGUCUCUGUCUUUCUGCUCAUCACCUACCUGCUCAGCGUCACUGGGAACCUGACCAUCAUCACCCUCACCCUGCUGGAUCCCCACCUCCAGACCCCCAUGUAUUUCUUCCUCAGAAACUUCUCCUUACUAGAGGUGUCAUUCACAACUGUCACUACCCCCAAGUUCCUGAGCACCAUUAUUUCAGGAGAUAAAACCAUUUCCUUUAAUGAUUGCAUGGCUCAGUUAUUUUUUUUCAUUCUUUUAGGAGUCGCUGAAUUUUACCUUUUGGCCGCCAUGUCCUAUGACCGUUAUGUCGCCAUCUGCAAACCUCUGCAUUACUUGGCCAUCAUGAAUCAAAGAGUCUGUGUGCUCCUUGUCUUCUCUUCAUGGCUCGUUUCAUUCUUAAUCAUAUUCCCAUCACUCAUGUUGUUCUUAAACCUCGAUUACUGCAAGUCUAAUAUUAUUGACCAUUUUACCUGUGAUUAUUUUCCCCUCUUGCACCUUUCCUGUUCAGACACCACAUUCCUAGAGAUGGUGGGUUUUUCCUGUGCUGUGUUUAUUCUGUUGUUCACAUUGGCAUUAAUAAUUCUGUCCUACAUAUAUAUCAUCAGAACGAUUGUGAGAAUUCCUUCUACUAGUCAGAGGACAAAGGCGUUUUCCACGUGUUCUUCCCACAUGAUUGUCAUCUCCAUCUCUUAUGGCAGCUGCAUUUUUAUGUAUAUUAAACCCUCAGCAAAAGACAGGGUGUCUUUGAGCAAGAGAGUGGCUGUGCUAAACACCUCCGUAGCCCCCAUGCUGAACCCCUUUAUUUACAGCCUAAGGAAUCAGCAGGUCAAGAGAGCCUUCAUGGACUUGGCAAGGAAGGUUUGCAUUUUUCUCUAG
This is a messenger RNA of Phacochoerus africanus (Common warthog), 1130 nucleotides long. Its product is annotated as olfactory receptor 6C1-like. Lineage: Eukaryota; Metazoa; Chordata; Mammalia; Artiodactyla; Suidae. Gene Ontology annotation, biological process: G protein-coupled receptor signaling pathway. The transcript has a single exon. The record is from RefSeq and is a predicted model, not a curated record. Gene Ontology annotation, cellular component: membrane. Gene Ontology annotation, molecular function: G protein-coupled receptor activity; olfactory receptor activity. Bases 198 to 1130 code for a protein of 310 amino acids.